Penicillium canariense is the source of this 1077-nucleotide messenger RNA. RefSeq names its product glutamate--ammonia ligase (gene glnA). Gene Ontology annotation, cellular component: cytoplasm. Bases 1 to 1077 code for a protein of 358 amino acids. The record is from RefSeq and is a predicted model, not a curated record. NCBI's taxonomy places the organism in Eukaryota, Fungi, Ascomycota, Eurotiomycetes, Eurotiales, Aspergillaceae. Gene Ontology annotation, molecular function: glutamine synthetase activity. The transcript has 5 exons.
AUGGCUGCUGAUUCAACUGUCGUCUCCAACACGGAGAAUCUCAUGAAGUACAUGUCCCUCGACCAGCGCGGUCGGGUGAUGGCCGAGUACGUCUGGAUUGACGCCAACGGUGGCACUCGCUCCAAGACCAAGACCCUCUCCAAGGCCGUCAAGACCGUCGAGGAGCUUCCCGAGUGGAACUUCGAUGGCUCCUCCACUGGCCAGGCCCCCGGUGACAACUCCGACGUCUACCUGCGCCCCGUCGCCAUCUUCCCCGACCCCUUCCGCCAGGGUGACAACAUCCUCGUUCUUUGCGAGACCUGGGACGCCGAUGGCAGCCCCAACAAGUUCAACUUCCGCCACGAUGCCGCCCGCCUGAUGGAGACCCACGCCAAGGAGGAGUUCUGGUUCGGUCUCGAGCAGGAGUACACUCUCCUCGGUACUGAUGGUUGGCCCUACGGCUGGCCCCGUGGUGGUUUCCCCGGUGCCCAGGGCCCUUACUACUGUGGUGUCGGUACCGGCAAGGUCUACUGCCGUGACAUCAUCGAGGCUCACUACCGUGCCUGCCUCUACGCUGGUGUCAACAUCUCCGGUAUCAACGCCGAGGUCAUGCCCUCUCAGUGGGAGUACCAGGUUGGCCCCUGCUCCGGUAUUGACAUGGGUGACCACCUCUGGAUGUCCCGCUUCAUCCUCCACCGCGUCGCUGAGGAGUUCGGUGUCCGCAUUUCCUUCGAGCCCAAGCCCAUCAAGGGUGAGUGGAACGGUGCUGGUCUCCAUUCCAACGUCUCGACCUCCGCCACUCGUGCCGAGGGAGGCAUGAAGGUCAUCGAGGCCAUCAUGAAGAAGUUCGAGGCCCGCCACGUGGAGCACAUCGCCGUCUACGGUGAGGGCAACGAGGCCCGUCUCACCGGUCGCCACGAGACCGGCAGCAUCGACAAGUUCUCAUACGGUGUUGCCGACCGUGGUGGCUCCAUCCGUAUCCCCCGCCAGGUCGCCAAGGACGGCAAGGGUUACUUCGAGGACCGCCGCCCCGCUUCGAACGCUGAUCCUUACCAGAUCACUGGUAUCAUCGUCGAGACUAUGUGUGGUGGCCUUUAA